GUGGAGCGGGUGCCGUGCCCCUACGACGUCCAUCACCGCGUCCCCCGGGCGUCGCUGGAGAAGCACGCCGCGUCCUGCCGGCUCCGCAAGAUGGGCUACUCCGCCGAGGAGGAGGCUGAGAUGUACGACUCCAGCUUUUUCUACGAAAACCUGAAGGUUCCCACCGUCGCCAUGGAUAAAGAUCUACAGUUUCACAUUGUUAAGCAAGCUAGAGCUCAAAGUGCGAAAGAAGGUACAGGCUACAGCGAAGGAUCUUACUCAUUACUGCCUGUAGAAGUUCCUCAAAAUCACAAGCGUUUCACCUGUGACCUGACUCAAGCUGAUCGCCUUGCUCUUUAUGAUUAUGUUGUUGAGGAAACAAAGAAACAGAGGUCUAGAUCCCAAAUAACAGAAAAUGACAGUGAUCUCUUUGUGGAUUUAGCAGCGAAAAUCACCCAAGAUGAUAGUCAGAAAGGUCCAAAGUCCCAUCUUGAAAUUCUGGCUGAAAUGCGAGACUACAAAAGGCGGCGGCAGUCAUACAGGGCUAAGAAUGUUCAUAUAACAAAGAAGUCUUACACGGAGGUGAUUCGGGAUGUGAUUGGUGUGCAUAUGGAAGAACUCAGCAAUCACUGGCAGGAGGAGAAUAGGUUGGAUAAUGCAGAGAUAUGUGAAGGAGGGAAGUCAAAAUCUUCAGGAAGAAAGGAAGACAGGCGGUCAGCUUCAGUGGACUCACGACAGUCUGGAGGAAGCUGUAAGGAUACUGAACGCACCAGACAUAGGAGAGAGACCAGCAGGAGUCCAAAUAAACGAAAAAGGAGUCGCGAAAGAGGCAAAGACAGAGAUUCUCGGAGAAAAAGAGAGAGGGAUGAAGACAAGUACCACAGCCAUAAAAGAAGAAAGUAGAAACAAGAACCUGAUUAUUUUGUUUGUCAGCUGUUCAAAAAAAUUACUUGCAGAGGAACUAUUGUUACUACUGUUGUGCUGGGACAGUAACGCUCUGUACAUAAUAUUGGUGUUGCAUCACAGCUGUGCUUAGAGACAAAAAUGAAAUAGUGUUAAGGUUUGUCAGGAUGGAAGCAGUAUAUAUUAGAAAAUGUGUAAAUCUGUAACACUAAUGCAUCUGUUAAUGAAUUAUAUUGAUCUCUCUCAUCUACUUUAGUCUGAGAAGGCUGAAGAAUGAAAUCUGUGAGAGGCUGUACUAAUCUGCCUUCCUGGCCCAUAGUUAGUGGAUAUAGAACAGAGCUAAUCCCUGGAGUCUAGGAUCAAUUACAAAUGGAAACGGCAUGAAGAGAGCUCCCCUCCUACCCUCCCACCUGACAUUGUCACCUCUGGGAGCAGUGUUCCAGAAAGACAGCACUUCAGAGUUCUCCAACAGGCUAAAAUAUCUUCAGCUGCAGCUAGUGGUAAAAGGACAAUAAUGGGAAAGUUACUGUUCCCAAGCUCAUGCUCAAAGAAAUUUAGGAUCAAUGUCAUCUUGCAAAGAUGAUGAGAAUAUAGCUCACCAAGGACACCUGUAAUAUUGCUGCUCGCUAUUUUCAAACACCAGGUGCAUACCCAUUUCCUUCCAGAAAUAACUAGGAGGAGUUCCCAUCCUGUAGACUAACAUAUAAGUAUUAGAGGUUGAUAAAACAGUAAGACUUAAGACAUGCAGGUACAUAUUAAGGGUGCGGAGGAGGAUUCCACUUAACUUCAGUGAGAUUUUUAUCAUAACAAUUUCUAGUCCUGUUAAUUCCUCACACAGUCUACUACAGCAAGGUCAGUCAUCAUCAGCCAAGCUUGUUACCUCAACGAAGUAAGCAACUAUAAAAGCACAAGCUUGCAGAUCCAUCUUUCCUACAAUACUUUUGUCUGUUUGAUCAAGUUGCCAGGAAACGGCAUUCCAUAUGCUCCUGGUUUUGGCCUUCUCUGUCAAUAGAAUCUCUCCAGUUUUACUGUAGCCACUAGUAUCCUGUCUCUUACCUCAAUCGUUUCUGCAAUUAAGUGUGAUUAUCUGCCACUAAAUACCUUUAGUCUA
This is a messenger RNA of Gymnogyps californianus (California condor), 1993 nucleotides long. RefSeq names its product small nuclear ribonucleoprotein U11/U12 subunit 48 (gene SNRNP48). NCBI's taxonomy places the organism in Eukaryota, Metazoa, Chordata, Aves, Accipitriformes, Cathartidae. Gene Ontology annotation, cellular component: U12-type spliceosomal complex; cytosol; nucleoplasm. The transcript has 8 exons. The coding region runs from base 91 to 882 and encodes 263 amino acids. The record is from RefSeq and is a predicted model, not a curated record.